CUGGGAACGCGAGAAAGAGAGCGACGCCGCGACUAGACCAACCCCAUGCCAGCCUGGCCUAGGAAAAGGAUGAGUCCAGCACCAGAAAGCUGAGCGAGGUCAUCGAGAGAGGCCACCUUACACUGGGCAGCCCACCUGGCGUUUCCGUCCCCGGGAAGUGGGUACCAAGGCUGGAAGGAAGGCACCCCAACAUUGACCGGGAUCUCGCAGCUGCCUAGGGGUUGGUCCAGCCCCCUCCAGGCUGGGCCUGAGUCACUCCCCAGGCAGGAGAGCUGGGAAAAACUAUGCAGAGCCCACAGUCACAAGGGACAUACUCAGGCUACAGAAUCCUCCUGCCAACAUCCCAACCAGACAGGCUUCUCUCAGUCUAGACUCUCACCUCAUCUGCAUGUGAGGGAAGCAAGCAGCUGAACCGAGAGGAUCACAGAGAAUCACAUCACUUUCAAGUCUCCAUGGCAGAAAAGGAGACCAUCCUCAAGAUCAGCAGGAACCUGAAAAAUGCCGUCUCUGCCAUCCUCCAGGGAUAUGGAGAUGGGCAGGGGCCAGUGACAGACACCAGCGCUGAGCUACACAGACUCUGUGGCUGCCUGGAGCUGCUAUUGCAGUUUGACCAGAAAGAGCAGAGGAGCUUCCUGGGGGCUCGGAAGGAUUACUGGGACUUCCUGUUCGCUGCCCUUCGACGGCAGCGGGGAUACACAGAGCAAAUGAGCUUCAUAUGCUCACAGGACAAGCUGAAGACCUCGCUAGGAAAAGGCCGGGCCUUUAUCCGACUCUGCCUUGCCCAUGGCCAGCUGGCCGAGUCGAUGCAGCUGUGCCUCCUGAACCCGCAACUCACCAGGGAAUGGUACGGCCCUCGGAGCCCUCUGUUGUGCCCUGAGCUCCAGGAAGACAUCUUGGACUCACUCUAUGCCCUCAAUGGAAUUGCCUUCAACCUGGACCUACAGCGGCCAGACCUGGAUGAAGCCUGGCCCAUGUUCUCAGAAUCCCACUGUUCCAGUUCCAGUCGAACCUGGGAAAGAAGACCCAGAAAACUCAAAGGUUUUCCAGAGGAGGUGAGAUGCUCCAGGAGAGAACAGCUGCAGGAACCAGACACUGGGGGAACCAGCUGUCUGCAAGAUGCAACCAGAGAAGAUGGCCCACCUGACCUACCUACCCCCUUGCAACGUAGCCAUCUUCCCACCUUUCUGGAAGAGAAGAGGGAGGAUUCCAGAAGCCUCAGUUGUCCCCAGAGCAUUUGGGAAACAGAAAAGAAAGGAUUUCAGCUAGACCAGAAGGAGGGAGGCCCAAAGACCAGGAAAUUCCUGGAAAACUCAAUGGCCAGCAUCCAGCAACAGAGGGGCGGCGCUAAGAAUGUUCAAAUGCAGCUGACAGGAAGGACAGAUGAAGGACAGGGAAGUCUUCCAGGGACAGAAGUUUGGAGAACAACAGAAAGGAUCCAGAAAAGGGCAGCAGAUUGGGCCCAUGACCAGGGGCUGCUGGCCCCCACCCUUCAGGGAAGGGAAAAAGAUGCAGAAUUAGGGAACAGGCAUGAGUGGGGUCAGCCUGGUGUUCUCGGGCAAGCCUGGGUCCUGGGAACAAAGAAAGGUUCCACCACAGAGAAGCCACAAGAGUGGACAAGAGUGAUCAAUGUGACCAUGCAGGAGGAUAGAGCAGAAGUACCCUUGCAGCAGGAGGUGAACAAGGACCCCGGGUAUGGGCUCCAGCUGGCAGAGGAACAGGCCCAGUGCCAGGAGCAGCUGCGAGUGCAGGAAGAACUGCAGUCACUCCAGGAGCAGCUCAGCAGGUGUCAGGAAGAAAGAGCCCUGUUACAAGCGAUGCUGGAGCAGAAGCAGCAGGAGGCUGAGAGGAGGGACGCCAUGUAUCAGAAGGAGCUCGAAGGGCAGAGGGACCUGGUCCAGGCCAUGAAAAGGAGGGUGUUGGAAUUGAUUCACGAGAAGGACCACCAAUGGCAGAGACUCCAGCAGCUGUCCGCUGUGGCCCCUGGACACUGCGUGGGCUGUAACAAAGCCUUCAGGCGUCUGUCUCGGAGGUAUCCUUGCAGGCUCUGUGGAGGCCUGGUUUGCCAUGCCUGCUCUGUAGACUACAAGAAGAGAGAGCGUUGCUGCCCAGCCUGUGCCCAGCAGGAAGAAAUCCAGGUCACCUGACCAAGAUAGCACAAGGAACCUAAGAGCAGCCACCCCACCAGUUCACUUUCUCCAUUCCUCUUCCAAACCCUGAUGUCUGUCUACUCUUUUGUUCUGGGAGCUGGUAAGCUGGGACCCUAGCACUGCUGUGGAGGGCCAGAGGGAACAGCUGGCAGUCCCCAGAUAGGCCUAGCUCUGCCUUUCCUGUGGACGGGGCUGAGGGGCACAUGCCCACAGCUCUAGAAGCAUUGUAUCUGAUAAGGAAGACACACUAUAACCUCUUUGUAAAGUCCCUUGAAACACAGGGAGUCAUGACCAUGAAUAAGAGCAGCCCAGGGCCCAGCUGUUUCCAAACCACAAGAAGGAAAGCCCUAAUAUACUGGGUUCUUCAGGAACUUCCCCUCUGAUCUCCUUCAGGGAUCGUUGUCUUGUCUCAUGUUUCACAGAUUUACUGAGGUGUUGUUGACAUUUAAUAAACACUGUGUAAGCAUGAUGAGU
Arvicanthis niloticus (Nile rat) is the source of this 2621-nucleotide messenger RNA. The record is from RefSeq and is a predicted model, not a curated record. Lineage: Eukaryota; Metazoa; Chordata; Mammalia; Rodentia; Muridae.